Molecule: messenger RNA, 1221 nt
Organism: Olea europaea var. sylvestris
Lineage: Eukaryota; Viridiplantae; Streptophyta; Magnoliopsida; Lamiales; Oleaceae
Product: kinesin-like protein NACK2
Exons: 5
Biological process (GO): microtubule-based movement
Molecular function (GO): microtubule motor activity
Source: RefSeq, a predicted model, not a curated record
GAGUUUGUUUGGUGGUUGAAAAUAGUGGUGGUGUGAAGGGCGACGAUGGUGGAAGUGGUGACGACGGCAGGGAGAUAAAGCACACCGCCUUCACCCUCUCUUUCACAUUCUUUCCUCCGAGCUUCGCUUGCAGCGGUGGUUUUGAGUUGUUGGUAGAUCUUGUUUUAUUUUUCCUUUGCAUCUCAUCCAAAGAGGGUACUCCCGCUCAAAAGCAGCCAAGUUCUGUCAGUGUUAAAAAACUGCAAAAGAUGUUUAAGAAGGCAACUGAUGAGAAUAUUCGUAGUAUUAAAGCUUAUGUCACUGAGCUGAAAGAACGUGUGGCGAAGCUACAAUACCAAAAACAGCUUCUUGUUUGCCAGGUGUUGGAGAUGGAGGCAAAUGAAGCUUCAAGUGAUGAGGUCGAGAUGAUUGAUCAGUCUCCCAUGUCAUGGAGCUUGGUAUUUGAGGAUCAGAGGAAGGAGAUUAUUAUGUUGUGGCAUUUGUGCCAUGUCUCGAUUGUUCACCGCACUCAAUUUUAUUUGCUAUUUAAAGGAGACCCUUCGGAUCAGAUAUAUGUGGAAGUCGAACUUAGAAGGUUAAAAUGGUUGGAGCAGCAUUUAGAUGACCUUGGUAAUGCCAGCCCCGCUCUCUUAGGUGAUGAUCCAGCGAGCUCAGUAUCCUCGAGCAUCAAGGCGCUUAAACAGGAGAGGGAAUAUCUAGCAAAGAGGGUGAGCUCGAAAUUAUCUGCAGAAGAGAGGGAGUUGCUUUAUUUGAAAUGGAAUAUUCCACCCGAAGGAAAACAAAAGAGGCGGCUGCAACUUGUAAAUAGACUGUGGACAGAUCCUCUGAAUAUGCAUCAUGUGCAAGAAAGCGCGGAAGUUGUUGCGAAGCUCGUUGGAUUCUGUGAGUCGGGGGAGCCCGUUUCUCGGGAAAUGUUUGAGCUCAACUUUGUUCCCCAUUGUGAUAAGAAGACAUGGAUGGGUUGGAAUUUGAUAUCUAAUCUUUUACAUUUGUAAGAAACAUUCUGUUUGUGUAAUUCUACAAUUUCUACUAGUCUUGAAUAGCUUAUGUUCAAUCAUUUUGGCUAUUUGAUCAUGUGAGAAUCAUAGGGGUUGAGUUGGGAUGAUGUAGUCCAGUGUGACUCAAGUUGACCUCGUUCUUCUAACUCACUUUCAACGAGUUGAUGUGACACAAUCGAAUAUAGUCAACUCGACACUGUUCUUCCAAUUCAAUCUUGGUUCA